This is a messenger RNA of Debaryomyces fabryi, 2493 nucleotides long. It is a transcript of the gene APL4, whose product is annotated as Apl4p. Gene Ontology annotation, cellular component: membrane coat; AP-1 adaptor complex; Golgi apparatus. Gene Ontology annotation, molecular function: clathrin-cargo adaptor activity. Lineage: Eukaryota; Fungi; Ascomycota; Pichiomycetes; Serinales; Debaryomycetaceae. The record is from RefSeq and is a predicted model, not a curated record. The transcript has a single exon. Gene Ontology annotation, biological process: receptor-mediated endocytosis; intracellular protein transport; Golgi to vacuole transport. The coding region runs from base 1 to 2493 and encodes 830 amino acids.
AUGGGUUCAUUGAAGUCGUUUAUCAAAGCCGUCAGAAAGUCUAAGACGAUUGCCGAUGAGAGGGCAGUCGUUAUGAAGGAAUCGGCGGCUAUUAGAACAUCAUUUAGAGAUGCUACAUUGGAUCAAACUACCAGAAGAAUCAAUAUUUCUAAGUUAUUAUACUUAUAUAUUAUGGGUGAAAAGACCCACUUUGGGCAGGUUGAAUGUCUUAAAUUACUAGCAUCUCCACGUUUUGCUGAUAAGAGAUUGGGCUAUUUGGCUACGAUGUUGUUACUAGAUGAAAAUCAAGAGGUUUUGACGUUGUUGACUAAUUCGUUGGAUAACGACAUGCAGCAUCCUAAUGCAUUCAUUGUAGGAUUGGCGUUAUGUUGUUUGGGUAAUAUUGCUUCUCCAGAAUUAGCACGAGACUUGUACACUAAUGUUGACAAGAUUAUUACUACUAAUAACCUUUAUUUGAAGAAGAAGGCAUGUAUUGUGGCAGCUAAGUUAAUUGAGAAGGACCCAGAUUUGUCUGAAAUAUUCUUGCCUAGAGUUCCACAAUUGAUAUCUGACAAACUGCCAGGGGUCUUGUUGGGUGCUUUGAGAUUGGUUCAAUCAUUAUAUUUCGCAAAUCCCGAAAACAGAGAGAGCUUGAUUAAAACUAUACCUAAAAUUGUUGGUCAUUUGAAGAGAGUUGCUAAUAGUGGUUAUAUCCCUGAUUAUGAUGUUUUAGGUAUUCUGGAUCCUUUUCUUCAAGUUUCUUUGUUAACUACGUUAAGAACUCUAGCGGUAGACGAAAGUUGCCCUCCUAAAUAUUUGGAAGAAAUUAAUGAUAUUUUAACUCAAGUUGCCUCCAAUAUUGAAAGUGGUAAAAAUGCAGCUCAUGCAAUCUUGUAUGAGUGUGUAAAGACUAUUUUUGCCAUUCAAUCUGACCAAUCUUUAAAGAUUUUAGGUGUGAACUUAUUGGGAAAGUUUUUGUCUACUAAAGACAACAAUACGAGAUAUGUUGCGCUCAAUACAUUGUUGACAGUCAUUAAUAUUGAACCAUUAGCGGUACAAAGACAUAGAAAUACAAUUGUUAAUUGUUUAUCAGAUGGUGAUAUUUCAAUCAGAAGAAGAGCUUUGGAAUUAUCCUUUGCUAUAUUAAACGAACAAAAUAUUCGGGUGUUAGUGAGAGAAAUAUUAUUAUUCUUAGAAAACUGUCGCGAUAAUGAAUUGAAACCUUACAUUUCAUCGCAAUUAACCACAGCUGCGAAUAAGUUUGCUCCCAAUGAAAAAUGGCAUUUUGAUACAUUGAUAAGAAUGCUCAAGCUUUCUGGUAAUUUUAUUACCCCAGAUAUAAUUUCAAACAUUUUAGCAUUGAUUAUGCAGUGCACUGAUGUGGAAUUGAAGAAGCAUGUAGUCGGAAGAUUAUUAUCGUUAUGUUUAGAAGACUCAACACAGUAUGGCUUAUCAUUAAUUACCGUCUGGUGUUUAGGAGAAUAUGUUGAUCUCAUUUUGGAUGGUAAUGUUGACGUUAAUGGCAAACAAGAACCAGUUACCGAUAAAUUAAUUUUGAAGUUGAUCGAUGAGCUAAUUAACAAUUCAACAUAUUCUGACCAAGAAACGGUUCAAUUGGUUACGUAUAUCUUAACUGCUAUAAUCAAGUUAUCAAUCAAAUUUAAGAACCCUGACUCUAUUGAGAAAUUAAGGCUAAUUUUGAAUUCAAGAACAUAUGAUAAUAACUUGGAAAUCCAAAUCCGAGCAGCAGAAUAUCAAGAAAUAUUUGCUCAAGAUACGCAAUUAAAGAAGGGAUUAUUGGCUAGAAUGCCAGCUCCAAGAGUUAAAGAAAGGGAAUCUCUUUCAUUGCAAAAUACUAAUGUCCAUAAGGCUAAACCUGCUGGUCAUCCCACUAAUGAAGCAGGAGUUCCCUCAUCAACCAAUGAUUUGUUGGAUCUUUUAGAUGACAAUAAUGAUGGUUCAAACAUGUCUAACAAUCACCCAGCCCCAAGUAACAAUGAUUUAUUAUCAGACUUAUUUUCAGGACCUACCAACCCUUCACAAUCUCAAACAUCAACACAUCCUAAGACAUCUAAUAAUGCAAAUAUACUAGAUUUGUUUGACUCGCCAGCAUCGACCCAAUCACCUGUUCAAUCUAACUUUGAAACAUCUUCACAAACAUCUGUCCUACCAAUUAAUGCAUUCUCUAAUUCAAAUAUUGCAAUUUCUUUCUUACCUAAAUCAUUUCCACAAAAUGGGCAGGCCACAUUGGAAGCACAUAUAAAGUCAAACUCCCCAGGUUCUUCGAUUGAGCAAUUUCAGCUUUUAAUUGCUGUUCCUAAGACUCAGAAGUUAUCAAUAUCAUCUACUUCUGGAGGAGACUCUUUAGUGAAUGGUUCCGACAUAAAACAGGUAUUGAAGAUUGUUGGUAAACAAGGAUCAAAGGUGAAAUUAAGAGUGAAAGCAAAAUAUGAUAUAAAUGGUGAAACAGUUGAAGAUUUGUUUGACUUUGCAGGGUUUAGCCUGACCUUAUGA